AUGCAAUACAUCGUCAUCAUCACUCUAUUCGCCUGCGUUGCGUGCGCUCGCUUAGACCACCUUCAGUAUUUACCUCCCACCGACCAACAGGAAGCAAUCCAACCUGACACUUCAGCAAAUGCACUCAAUGAGCCGUUUGAUGGGUCUUCUGCGAGAUUCCAAGUAUCUCCCGAACAUCAACACAUUAAUCAGUUCCAAACUCCUUCUGGACCCGAACCGACAGUCAAUCAACAGCUUACUGGAGACGAAGUUAAAGUCGCUGCCAAUCAACUUCUAAACACUGAAAAAGCUUCUGACCAACCCUCGAACAACGAGGGACAAUUUUCUAUCAGACCAAAUCACUUCCCAGCUGAGUUCCAGGUCCAAUCCGUAGAAGAUUCACCACAUCAAGGACCGGAAAUCUUUGAGAAUCAACCCCAAACUGCGUCCCAGCUGAGUCACGAAUUAAGGGUACCCGAAACCAAUACCGUUGGAGUAACGAACGAGUUUGCCAAGUCAGCCGAGCGAUUUACUUCCACAGGUAGCCACCAGGUGCCGAUUUUGAGGCUAGAAAGCGAAAAUUUAGGUGACGGAACAUACCGUUACGUCUACCAGACUGGUGACGGCAUCUCGGCUGAAGAACAUGGCGAUGCUAGAGAAGGCGGCACCAAAGCUGUUGGUUCCUUCGGUUACACUUCACCUGACGGUCAGAAAAUUGAGCUGUCGUACGUCGCGAAUGAGUACGGUUUCCAGCCACGAGGAUCUCAUUUACCCACUCCACCACCCAUACCGGAAGCCAUACUUAGGGCACUGAAGUACAUCGAGGCGGAAGAGAUGCGAAGACAGAAGACGGCUGAACGGCUGACCGAUCUGGAGGCGACCGAACGAAUUAGCUAUGAUGGAGAAAAUGGAGAAAACAGCGCUAAUGGAUACCGUGAGUUCCCGGUAGAAGCCGGUAGAUCUCUAAGUGGGGUGGAAAAUCAACCGGCACUCAAUUUUGAUGUACCAAGAUCAACCGAUAAGGAAGCUAGCAAGCACGGCCAGGGAGAUUUGCAAACAAUAGUCGGACACGAGAAGAAAAAUAAGUUUAGCGUCCAAGACAGUGGUUACAAGUAUUGA
Molecule: messenger RNA, 1098 nt
Organism: Cylas formicarius (sweet potato weevil)
Lineage: Eukaryota; Metazoa; Arthropoda; Insecta; Coleoptera; Brentidae
Exons: 2
Coding region: 1-1098 (365 amino acids)
Cellular component (GO): chitin-based extracellular matrix
Molecular function (GO): structural constituent of chitin-based larval cuticle
Source: RefSeq, a predicted model, not a curated record